Medioppia subpectinata is the source of this 549-nucleotide messenger RNA. Lineage: Eukaryota; Metazoa; Arthropoda; Arachnida; Sarcoptiformes; Oppiidae. The record is from the annotation of a GenBank genome assembly.
AUCAUAAAUCGGUUAACCAUUCGUUUCACACGAACUCUAGUCGUUCUCAAAGAAAAGUUGUUUUAUUUAACAAACAAUCGAAAGAAUCAGUUUCUGUGGACAACAGAUCUCAUAAUCAAACACUAAAUUCUAAUGCGAGUAAAGAUUUUGCUCAAAUAUUUCACGAAUCAGUUCUGUUGGAGACAACAAAACAACAGCAAAAAUAUAUGGGAUCUAAGAAUGAAGUGAACGAUACCAUCAAAGAUAACACUCAUUUCGUAGACAUUGCCUCCACUUCUGACUACAAGUGGCCGGGAAUUGAAGCCGUUAUGGAAGCGUAUGACACAUAUUCUUGUGAACGAAAACAAGAAAAAGACUUUCUCUUUGAGAGAAGUAAUGAACUGAAGAAUAAAUUGCAAGACAUUAACAAUAAGGCCGAACAUUUAGGACAACAAAUGGCUAAUUUAUUGCAAACGAAAUCUAAUUUGGAUGAAGAAAGACAACGAUAUGAAAGCACUUUAGAGACACUGAAGACAUGCAUUAGACAACUUCGGUGACAACACCAUUGAU